Messenger RNA from Prorocentrum cordatum, 1422 nucleotides. NCBI's taxonomy places the organism in Eukaryota, Dinophyceae, Prorocentrales, Prorocentraceae. The record is from the annotation of a GenBank genome assembly.
GUCAGCGUCGGCCUGCCAGCCCCGCGGCGGGCGCGGCCGCGCCCCGCGCUGGCGCAGGUGAUGGCCUGGGGUGGCGAUGGCCUGGGAAGAUGACGGCUGGGCAGCGCAGGGCGCCUGGGGGACGCCCGACGACUGGACCCGCUGGGACCACGCCGGUGCCGCCGCCGCCGGGCGCGACCCCUGGGGCGGCCAGUACCACGGCGCCCAGUGGGGCGACCAGGGCUGGGACCCGGCCUGGCAGGCGCAGGAGGGCCCUGGGUGCGCGGCUGGGCAUGGCAAGGCCGCCCCUGCCGCGCGGCAGCUGCGCCCGAAGCAGCCGCCCUCGAGCGGCCGCCCCGCCGCGGCGCCCGAGGCCGCCCUGGACUCCGUGAAGGCCAAGCAGGAGGCCGCCCGGCGAGCCCUGGAGAAAGCGAAAGAGGCGGCAGACGCCCAGAGAGAGGAGGCGCAGUCGAAGCUACGCGCUCCGAAGGACGAGGACACCGUGGGGCCCGCAGGAUCUGUCCGCGGCACACCGCUGCCCGCGGCCGAGGACGCGGCGCCAGCGCCCGUGGCGCGGGGCCCGGCGGUGGCGGCGGUGGACGAGAGUUCCAGCGAGCCAAAAGUCGUGGCCCCGCCGGGGCAGCGCACGCCGCCGCCCACGCAGAUGGUUUCGCCCGCCGACCACGUGAAAGGUCUGGCAUUGCCGGCCGCCAAGGGGCCCGCCACGCUGUCGAAGUCCACGGCUCCCAAGCCGCCAGCCGGCCAGCCGGCGGCCAGCUCAGUCGCAGUGUCCAAGUUGGGCAGCUCCGCGGCAGCUCCACCUCUCCGCAAGGCACCAGGGCCCGAGGCCGCCGCAGCCGCUCCGCCCGAUCCCAUGCCCCCCGCCGGGAAGGCCGCAGGCGUGAACGCGACGCCCCCUGGACCAGCUGCCCCCCCGGGCAUCUUCAGCUUCCCCGGCACACCUGCGCCCGCGUCCACGGCAGCGCGGCCUCCCGCCGGGAAGGCCGCAGGCGUGAACGCGACGCCCCUUGGACCCCGCCCGGGCAUCUUCGGCUCCCCCGGCACACCUGCGCCGCAGCCCCCCGCUGGGAAGGCCGCAGGCGUGAACGCGACGCCCCUCGGACCCCGCCCGGGCAUCUUCGGCUCCCCUGGCACACCUGCGCCCGCGGCCACGGCAUCGCAGCCCCCCGCUGGGAAGGCCGCAGGCGUGAACGCGACCCCCCCGCUGGGAAGGCCGCAGGCGUGAACGCGACGCCCCUUGGACCCCGCCCGGGCAUCUUCGGCUCCCCUGGCACACCUGCGCCCGCGGCCACGGCAGCGGCAGCGCCAGAGGCCCCCCGAACGGUGUCGAAGGCGGCCGGCGCGGCCUCGCUGCCGACGCCCGCCUCUGGCGGCCCGCCGCCCGGGGAGGCCGCCCGGGCGGAGGCCCCCGCGCCCCCGGAC